ACAAACACACAUAGCCAGUCUCUAGCUUAUUCCUCCACUCACCCUCAGAUCAGCCCAGCCUCCAUUGCUUUUUUCAAUUCCACAUCUCUCUCUCUCUCUCUCUGGGUCUUGUUGUUCGGAGAGAGGGAGCCAGCGGGUGAAGUGUUUGCUCGGUGCCGCCGCUUCAGAGGAGUAGAGCUGUUUAUUCAGCUGAUGAAUGACGGACAAAAACGGAGAGAAGGAUGAACAGAUCAACAGAGCCACGAGUGAAUGAAUGAAUGAACGGAUCCACACCUGGACUUUUCCCAGAGUACCUAACCAGUGAGAAGACACACAAACGAUUUGGACGUCAGCCUACCUCGAGCCGACCCAGUAUAGACCCCAGCGGAGACCAGUAAAGGCCUGGCUGCAUCAGCAGAGAUAUCUCCAGCAGCCAUGUCUGUGCCGCCAUCCUCUCUCACCUCCCUCCACCCCUCCGGCCUCCCCUCCUCCCUCAAAUGCUUCCUCCUCGCUUCCUUUCUGCUCCUGUCAUGUCCUGGAUCGGUCCAUGCAGGUUCACCUGAGACAAACUGCUCAGCUGUUGGAGACCCCUGUCAGGAAGGGGUGGUACUGCCUGUGUGGAAUCCUCAGAACCCCUCUGUAGGGGACAAAGUGGCACGGGCCAUUGUUUACUUCGUAGCACUCAUCUAUAUGUUCCUGGGCAUGAGCAUUAUAGCGGACCGGUUUAUGUCGUCUAUAGAGGUCAUAACAUCCCAAGAGAAGGAGAUCACCAUAAAAAAGCCAAAUGGUGACACCACCACGGCUACAGUCAGGAUCUGGAAUGAAACUGUUUCUAAUCUCACUCUAAUGGCCUUGGGCUCUAGUGCCCCCGAGAUACUGCUGUCUGUUAUUGAGGUGUGUGGUCACAAUUUCGAAGCUGGCACCCUGGGUCCCAGCACCAUUGUGGGUAGUGCUGCCUUCAACAUGUUCAUCAUCAUCGCCCUGUGUGUGUACGUGGUUCCUGAUGGAGAGACACGCAAAAUCAAACACCUGCGGGUGUUUUUUGUCACUGCAGCAUGGAGUAUCUUUGCCUACAUCUGGCUCUACCUAAUUCUGAGUGUCUUCUCGCCUGGAGAGGUGGAGAUAUGGGAAGCCGUGCUGACCUUCCUCUGCUUCCCCCUCUGCGUGGUCCAGGCCUGGGUGGCUGACCGCCGCCUUCUCUUUUACAAGUAUGUCCACAAGCGUUACCGUGCUGACAAGACCCGCGGCAUCAUCAUUGAGACCGAAGGAGGGGCAGAUGGAGGGAUAGGAGGCAUGGACAUAAGAGGAGGGGGUCUGGGAGGGUUCACCAAAAUGGAUAUGUUGGAGCUGGAUGGACAGAUGGCACUGAACUGUCACAGUGGGAUGGAUGGAGGAAUGAUGGAAGAGGGAGGAGCAAAGGAUGAGGAGGACGAGGCCAGGAGGGACAUGGCGAGGACGCUGAAGGAGCUGAAACAGAGGCACCCGGAUAAAGACAUGGAGCAGCUCAUUGAGAUGGCGAAUUAUCAGGUCCUGAUGCAGCAGCAGAAGAGCAGAGCAUUCUACCGCAUCCAAGCAACCAGGAUGAUGAUUGGAGCUGGCAACAUCCUCAAGAAGCACGCUGCCGACCAGGCUCGCAAAUGUGUGGGGUGCGGACAUGAGAUUCAGGCCCAGGAGGACGACCCUCACACCAUCAGGAUGGAAUUUGAACCCUCCUUGUACCAGUGUUUCGAAAACUGUGGCUCCCUGAAACUGACUGUAGCCAGGCAUGGAGGAGACCCUGGAGUUACUGUCAAGGUGGAUUAUCGCACAGAGGAUGGCACAGCAAAUGCGGGUUCGGAUUAUGAGUUUGCAGAGGGAACACUGCUGUUUAAGCCCGGAGAGACCCUCAAAGAGAUCACAGUCGGAGUUAUUGAUGAUGACAUCUUUGAGGAAGAUGAGUAUUUCUACGUCCAUCUCAGUAACCCUCGAGUGGUUGGAUGCCCUGAGAUUGGCACUGCCCCUCUGGAUGCCAGUGCCACCCCCAAAGCUGUGCUGGGUGACAACCACACAGCCACAGUCACCAUUUAUGACGACGAUCAUGCGGGUAUCUUUACCUUUGAGAGUGCCAGUCAGAGGGUGAAUGAGAGCAUAGGUGUCAUGGAGGUGAAGGUGCUCAGGACUUCAGGGGCCCGAGGCCUGGUGGCUGUUCCUUAUCGAACCAUUGACGGCACUGCUAAAGGAGGGGAGGACUACGAACUAGCCGCUGGCAAGCUGGAGUUUCAGAAUGAUGAGACUAUGAAGAUUAUUGAGGUGAAGAUUAUCGAUGAUGAGGAGUAUGAGAAGAAUAAGACUUUCACCAUCGAGCUGGGGGAGCCUGUUCUGUUGGAAAUAGGACAGAAACAUGGCGACUCCAAUGAGAACAAGCCGUUGGUGGGAGCAGAGGAGGAAGAGGUGGCCAAGAUGGGCUGUCCCAGUCUGGGUGAACACACGCAAGUAGAGGUGGUAAUAGAAGAGUCCUAUGAGUUCAAGAGCACAGUAGAUAAGCUGAUCAAGAAGACAAACCUGGCCUUAGUGGUGGGCAGCAGCAGCUGGAGGGAGCAGUUUGUCAGUGCCGUGACUGUCAGCGCAGGAGAUGAUGAUGAGGAGGAGAGCGGUGAGGAGCGGCUGCCGUCCUGCUUUGACUACAUCAUGCACUUCCUCACAGUCUUCUGGAAGGUUCUGUUCGCUUUUGUCCCGCCCACGGAGUACUGGAACGGCUGGGCCUGCUUCAUCGUCUCCAUAUCGCUUAUUGGCGUCCUGACAGCAGUCACCGGAGAUCUGGCUUCACACUUUGGCUGCACAAUAGGGCUGAAGGAUUCAGUGACGGCUGUUGUGUUUGUGGCACUGGGAACAUCGGUGCCAGACACAUUUGCCAGCAAGGUCGCUGCCAUCCAGGACCAGUACGCUGAUGCCUCCAUUGGCAAUGUGACGGGCUCCAAUGCUGUCAACGUGUUCCUGGGCAUCGGUGUGGCGUGGACCAUUGCCGCCGUUGUCUGGCAGUCCAAAGGUGAACCAUUCAAGGUGGACCCAGGAAGCCUGGCCUUCUCCGUCACCCUCUACACCAUAAUGGCUGUGUUGAGUGUGGUCACGCUACUGUACCGGAGGCGGCCGACUGUGGCCGGCGGCGAGCUGGGUGGGCCGCGGACUUGCAAGUUGUUAACAUCGCUGCUGUUCAUCAUGCUCUGGUUGAUUUACAUCCUGCUGGCUUCACUGGAGGCCUAUUGCCAUAUAACAGGGUUUUAGAUGGAGAGGAGAGGGGAGGGAUAGAGACCCACUGUCAAUAUGAAGAGAGACAGAAAGCGAUGGGGACUCUUCAUAAAAGAACAGGGGCUACAGGUGGAUCACUAUGGCUGAUUCUGAUAUUUCUAAGGGAUCAACAUGUCCAGAUUUCAUUUUUUAAAUGUGCAAAAUACAGAUUUUUUUGUUAAAAACAUCUUUUUCCUGACAAAUUCUAUCAACCAUUAUGAACAUUUGUUCUCUCCAAUUAUUUUUCUUAGCACUGACAGCUCUGUAUAGGCACAGAGAUCCAACCAUCUAUCCAGUGACAAAGAAACUUGGAAAUACAAAGCCUGUAAAUUAAGAAUUACUUAAUUACAAAAAAACUGCAAUGCAGACUUUAAAGAGCUGACAUUGUUCCUGUAUACUGGCAAACCAGCAGGAGAGAAGAAGACACAAACAGCAAGAAGAGCUGUCAGCCAAUCAGCUGGGCUCUGAGAGGACAAAUGAAAAAGAGAAGGAAGAAAAGGGGGAAAAAUUGAGAGAGGAAGCUGGAGGUGACUGAACUAGGGAAAAGAGAAAGUCUGGAGAACAACUAGAGAAAAAGAAGACAAGGAAAAAAGUAAAAGAAGAAGAAUGGAUGGGCAAAAAAAAUUCUACGCCCCCUCCUGACACUUUCGACUUUUUUCUGUUGUACCUGUAUCUCGUCUCCAUGGGAACUGUGGAUCCUCCCACCCUACAUAUUGAACUCUAUCUGAUACUAUUAGUGACUUCUGACUUUUAACGCCCCCUCCCCUAAAUGUACACACACACAAACACACAGAAACCUUGGUGCCCUCAGGUGAUUCUAGAGCAGAGGACCAGCCACCAACUUCUGAGCAAAAUGAAAACUGACAAGCAGUUUUUUCUAUAUUGUGUCUCUUUUUGAACUCACUGUGCAAAAUUAUCUUUCCACCAUGGACACACAUGGACACACACAAUACUGUACACUGUCCUGCAAACAUUCUUCAGAGUGCACACACGUCCCUCCCUCUCACCUUACUCUUACCUCCCCUGUAGGAACUGUUUUAAAGUUGUGAUAAUGAAAUGCUGUAGUCAACCCUCUUUUUUAUUUUAACCAAUCUCAAGCUCCUCUCUAUUUUAUCUUGUGAAAGAAACCUAACCCUGCCUCCCUUUUUUCUAGACUUUUAAAUGGCGUCACGUGUUGAUGUUGUUACUGUGCAAUUGUUACAAAAAAAUUGUAAAUACUGUAUGAUUAGAAAGGAUGAAGAAAGUUUUCAGUUACGUGAGAUGUGACUUGGACUGACAUAACAGAUUAGCGCCAGGAAGAAAUCUCAAAAGUGGGAUGGAGAAACAAAGGAAAUUAAAAUGAGAAAGUCUUGGAGCUCCAGGGAGCAAGCAUUCCACCUCAUGAUAGUCGUUGUGCACUACACAUUCUGAACUACACUGUUUACACUAAAGUUUCAUUAAAAUCAUGGGGAAAUGUGAGCAGCUGCAGCCAAGCAGGAAAUGAUGUAACACCAAGAGACGUCAAUAAACCAGACACAUGAAGGAUCUGACUGGCUGUCACCAUGACAACAACUGUGAAGACGUUGCUUGUGACAGUGAUUUGACAACAAAUCGAAACUAUGACUAUACUCGGUGUUUCUAAGUGUAUGUAAUAAUAUAAGAAAAUUACUGAUCUGUGUGCAAAAACGAUAUUUAAUAUAUUUUAAGUCUGACUCUUUGUAGGGGAAACCCUGGACGAAGACCAGAAAGAUCCAAACACCCUUUUCAAGAAGACAUUUUUGGAAAUCUAUCACAAGGGAAAAAGGUGGUUAACAUAAAUCCUUGGAUGCCUCACAGACAGAGAGAAGAGUAGAAUAUUAAGGGAAAUGUAUGGCAGCUCUGAAAUAUCACAAUGGGCAUUUCUUUGUACCCAAAACACCAAACAGGAGUCUUUGUUUUCCAGUGAACAUUGUCACAGAUUAAGUCACAGGUAAAAAAAAACAAACAUUCAUUUUCAGUGUGCAGUUAUACCUUGCAGAUAUCGUACAAGUACCACAAGCUGCAAGUUGUAGUGAAAAAUAAUACUCAUUCAUAAAGCUACACAGCUAAAUGUGCUAAAUUAUUAUGGAUAUGAGCCUGUUUUGAAAAUGGUGCUAUUUAUUUUGUUUUUGUGCAAAGGUCUGUCAUUAGAUGUGAUGUGCGUAAAAAUUAGUGAGAUAUCAGAAUAGCUAAAAAUGAGAACAUGCCACAUAUCACAGGAAACCCACUAGUCUGUUGUCCUCCAUCUGUGAAAGUGUUCAAACCCGCAUUUACAUUAUGCUUGUGUUAACACCCUUGCUCUGCCCAAGGGCUGGACUGAGGCUGGACAGAAGGCAGAGCGUAUGGCUUAUCAGUGCAGAUAACUGGUAAAUGCAUUCCCCUUGUUAACAGCAGCGUAGAAGGUAGCGAGUGUUUUUUCUCUCAGCUGCCCACAAUGCUGAUUGUAAACUUAAAGGAAAAAUCCUCCUGAAAGAAAACAAGAAUUUUGCUUUUUGUUAUAGCACUGUUCAUUACGAGUAAAAUGGGACUGAAAAACACAAUUAACCUGCCCACGAUCCAUAUUGUUUAAUAUGGAUGAAUUGCCCACUGCUUUCAGCCUAAUGUAAAUGCAGGCUGUACAAAGCCAGCUCAGUCAAGACUGGGCUAAACAGGCGCAAGCUCGUCUGACGCAGCCUCACCAAGGUCAGCAGCUCUUGUACAAAUGGGAGAUAAGUGGGUGAUCUGGAGCAGAGAGGCAUUGAUCCAUGGGGAUACAAACGCUUGUAUGCAUUACUCUCUCCCCUCAAAUGUGACAUUAUAAAUACCACACCAGUUCCCUGCGCUUUCUGACAGCUAUAGAAGAAAAGAGAAUAGGAGGAGUUUGGCCACCUGCUCUGACGCUCUGUUUCCAAAAUAUACUUAACAUUGCUGUCAGGGAAUUAGACACAAUGGCAUGCCCAAAUUUCCACCUCACUGAGGAGCUGGCUUAAAGGAUAGUCCAGCAUGUUAGGUUUUUACUAUGAUUUUCAAAAUACUGAGGAGAUAAAUUUUGAUGCGAACUGCAGCAAUUUGAGUGUAGUAGCUUAACUGCCUCAGUGAGCUGUGUGUCAGCGACUGCAAUAGUGUAAGCAGUCCCAAAUUACAAUAACUAACUUCCUGUUUAUUUACCAGUCACCCUAUACCUAUCCGGUCAUGACUUUAGUUUCCUUGGUAUUCACUACAGCCCUGGUAGUCAUCUGUCUGAAACAGUCUGACUGACCACCCAGACCCUUUUGUCGUCUCACUUUCUUUAGUCAUUUAUGUCUCACACAAUAUCUUUAAACACAGGAGUGAAGCCCCAUGAUAGAGACCAUCAGCCAUUUGCCAGUUUUGACAGGACGCCUGCUGGGCCAAACUCUUUUUUUUUAUUUUGCAACGACUCAAUGAAGCUUCUAUAAGAGAAUGAGUGGGCAGGAGAGUAGUGCUGCUGACGCCACAGAACACUAGAAUCCUGGGACUGAUUUAGAAACGAAGGCUUUUAAAGGGUUGAUAAGCCUCGCUGGAGCACGUCUCAGUGUGUGUGUGUGUGUGUGUGUGUGUGUGCAUGCUUUCUAAGUAAGUGAAGAAACACAACCAUAUUUUUAGCCUCUUGCCUGUUGCUUAGCAACCAUUUAUCUGCAAGCCGUUGUCUUCUUGACUGUUGCUGGUAUGUGUGAGACAUUGUGUGUGUCUAUGUCUCAUUCCCUUUUGAUGUUCCUCACUUUGCUUGCCCUUGUAGUGAAUGUGACAGUAUAGUUUGUCAGUCAUUUCUUCUCUCUCUGUGGGUGAAUUUCAACAUAUGUUGCUUAUCAUAUGUUCCUCUUUUCAACAUGUGUGUUUCUUUGCUUUAGGAUCCUCAUGCCUCCCCUUGUUCUCAUCUCUCUAUUGUUUGCACAUGUACAUGUGUCUUUGUGUGUGUCAGCUGGUGCUGUAACCUCCUUCUAAGGGCUCACCCUGUGUGUCCUGGCUGAGUUUCAUAUGCUAGAUUAAUGAAUUAGAGUGCGAACCUGUCCCACAGUCAAAAUGCCUGGAAAUUGGAUUCCCUCCCUAGUGUGUGUGUGUGUGUGUGUGUGUGUAUUUCUUCACAUUCCAUCCAUGAGUGUAUUAAUGCAUGGCUCGUUCUGAUGUUGGAAAUAAUGUAGUCAAGAGGAAGGUAUUUUUAAAUGCGGGAAAUGACAUGAUAUGAAAAAUAUAUAUAGAUGUUUACAAAGACCACACUUUUCUUUUUUCUCUCUUUUUUUUCUCAAAGAUUAAUUAAAACUUCACUGGCAAAUGUGCCAAAGUUUCUCUGUGAUGUUUCUACUCAUGAAAAUGAAGCCUAAUUUCAUUUAAGGUUGUGGAUAUUUUAAAUUAAGAUGCUAAUUUCACUAAAUGCUUAGCAAUCAGCAAAUGUACUUCAGUAGGCAAUCAUUUUUAGACUGAUACAAUUAGCCAGUAAGUAAAUUUGCCAGUUUAUGUUUGUAAGGAGCCUUGGAAAUGUUUGGGCACUUUUUUUUGGCAGUGGUUCACAUCCGAUGCAAAUUUAAUAAAUGAUCAGCUGGCCCAUAUCUGGACAAUCAGGCCAGGUUUUUGAUGUAACAAGUAAAUGAAAUGCUCAGUCUGUCUCACAUAGUGCUGAUCCUGACUGAAGAAACAAUUUGCAUUGAAUAGGCCAAGAUGUAUUUAUACUAACUUGUUUCUAGUCAUUCAAAGCUGCUAUUUGCCAGUUCUUUAAGACAGACAUAACUCCAAAACAUGUCCUAAACUGCUUUAUAGAAAAUCCCAUCAUACCACAAUAUCACUUCAUAUCGCCCCUGGGAAAUGCUUGCUGUGUUGAAUGAGGUCAACCUGCAACUCUUCUUGUACAUGCAUUUCUUUAUACAUUUGUUUCAGUAAAGUUAAAUGCCUCUGUUUUAUCAGCGUUCACCACCGUUUGUUUAGCUGUUAUCUAACCUGGCAACAUGAGAAGCUCUGCCAUAUUUAUAGCACUGGCCAGAGGGGAGCAAUUGUUGGACGUUUAUACUCUCACGCAUAUAAACACACAGAGAAACACACACCUGGGACCUGACCAGCACAACCAUUGUGUUGCUCUGUUGGGUGAUAAACAGCUCUGUAGUUCCGUGAUUUAUCCUGUGGCACCUUGGGAAUAGCAGACAAGGUAGGGAGGUGAGGGUGCUUUCACUUCUCUGCAUUACAUUUCAGGUGUGUGUGUCUGUUCAUUACAUUCACUUUCUAAUACAAACCUAGGCCUAUUGGAAGUAAAAAAAAUAAUAAAACACCCAAACUCUGACUUUGAGGUUUCAAACUGUUUGUGUUUUGUUUUGUUUUUUACUCUAUUGCAUUUUUUCCUCUCUUGUUCGUCUCUGUCAGUUUCUGAACAACCAAGUGGCAGCUGUUAUUCCCACAGCAACCCCAUGGUAACCAUGACGGCGAGACACGGCUCCAUCCUCCACCAGAGGAGAACGAGACAAAGAGUAAACACAAUAGUCCUGAGGGGCAGAGAGAGCAGUGGAUGAGGAGAAAUCAGGGGAGAGAUGCGGUCAGAAACAAAAAGAGACAGGAAGAAAGAGUGAGGAGGAAGAUGGAGGGAAAGCCAGACAGAUAGAGAAGGAGGGAUGUGAAUGUGACCGGAAUAUAAGACAGACACAGAAAAACCAAUAAACAAAUGGAAAUAUGAGAAACAAGUGAUAGAGCUGGUGCUCACUCGGAGUCAUCCAAUGGGAUGAGGAAGACGACAGGAAGCGGCACACUACAUUGAUUGCCUUGCCUCUCCUGGGUCCAGAUGCUUGCCUCUGUACAUAAACUGAUCUUGACACUUCUUAGUUGGUUAAUUGGCUCUGCAGGUUUUUCUUAAUGAUACUCAUCUAACAAAGUAUUGCUCUUCAUCAAAAGAGGAAACUUUUGCUUCAGCCAGCUACUGAAUAAGCAUUAAAAUGUGUUUCAUAAAAUACAAAGAGUGGGUUUUCAUUUAAGUAUUUAUACUGUAUGUGACUGAAUGUAAAAGCUAUAUGGACUGAGGAUUUUCUCAGUAUCACAAAAAAAAACAACUAUAAAUAAAGCCUGAAGUAAAAAUGUACUAUAUCAGAUCAACUCCAUUUUGCAGUAGUUUGCUGGUGGUUCAGCUACAUUUAUAUUUGUGUAGUGACUGAAGUAGUAAAAUUACACUUUUGCCAUUUUUGUGUAGUUAGCUGCUGCAACUACAAAUAACUUUGGGGCAUAAAUAGAAAGGAAUGAUUUUAAUUUUUUUAUUUUACCAUUGCUUCUCUAACCCUAAACUCCUAUUGGAUAUGAACUCUGAGAGACUGCUCAUAUGUCAUAUAAACAAGAGAUUCUACUCUGAGAAGUAGCAAUAAAAGAUAGGCUCAUUUAGAUCAGUGUUCAAUGUGUUCAGAUGGUCUGAAAGGUGUAGACUGCUUUAGUUGUUAAGUUUGUACAAGUCAGAUGUUGCAAAAAUGACAAGUAACACAACAGGCUCAUAUUUGUUACUAUUUUAGAUAAUACAAAA
Monopterus albus (swamp eel) is the source of this 9721-nucleotide messenger RNA. Its product is annotated as sodium/calcium exchanger 1-like. The record is from RefSeq and is a predicted model, not a curated record. The transcript has 17 exons. Gene Ontology annotation, biological process: sodium ion transmembrane transport; calcium ion import across plasma membrane; cell communication. Gene Ontology annotation, cellular component: postsynapse; sarcolemma; axon. Gene Ontology annotation, molecular function: calcium:sodium antiporter activity. Bases 415 to 3240 code for a protein of 941 amino acids. Lineage: Eukaryota; Metazoa; Chordata; Actinopteri; Synbranchiformes; Synbranchidae.